Hemicordylus capensis (graceful crag lizard) is the source of this 3477-nucleotide messenger RNA. RefSeq names its product centrosome-associated protein CEP250-like. The transcript has 12 exons. The record is from RefSeq and is a predicted model, not a curated record. Bases 1120 to 3177 code for a protein of 685 amino acids. Lineage: Eukaryota; Metazoa; Chordata; Lepidosauria; Squamata; Cordylidae.
AGGGAAAUAGCCGCCCCAGCUGGACAGCCAGACGGAGCAGGGGGGUGGAGAUCGGCCGACGCGUGGAUUACGCCGGGCAAAUCCUUUUACUGCGACUCAUCACAUGUUCCAUUUAAGUGGCUUGUUGCCUGCAAACCACUUCGCGAAGCAAUUAGUACAAGGGAAGCCGGAGGAAUCACCUGCUUAGGGCAGGGAGAGGCAAAUUGAGAACCGGUCCGGGAUCCCUACCCGACAGCCCCUCCCGGGUCCCGAAGGGGCGGAGCUGCUGGCUCAGGUAUCUGCCAGGAACGGAUCCAGAGCAAGAAACUGGUGGAAUAUGAAGAAGAGACAUACAGUCUGAGCUGAUGAGAAUGGAGAAUUUAACUGAACUCUUUGAAGAUUUUACAGCUGGAAAUAAUUUUAUCAGAUUUUGAUAACCUGUUCUAGAACACACAUACCCCUUUUCUGGUGCCCAGUUGCUACCAGGAAUGGGAAGAGUUAGAAUAAAAGAAUAUUAGGUUUAGAUUCCCUGAAACACAAGUUAAAUUACAGAUUCCCCCCCCCCCCAACUCAUAUGCUAGAUUAAAUGCAUGUAUCAUGCUGGAUAGCCAGUGCCUACAGAGAAAUCUAGAAUGGAGUUCUUGAUUCAUCAGCUGUUUGGGAUUCAGAUUUACUAUAGCUGGCUCAAAUGAAUUUUGAGUCUGAUUGUACUGUGGUUAAUAUUUUGCAACAGAUAUUUUGAGAUCCUAGUAGUUUCUGGAUUUCAUAAGGUCUUGGACUAGACCAGCGCCUAAGUGGACCAAACUAUUGAAGAAGAAAAAUACAGUGGUUGAAAAUGAUCCAGAAACAAGCUAGUGAAUGAACUCAGCCAAGUCCUUAAGUGCUUGGACACCAAAAGGAAAAUGAUUAGAUGAUCACAAGAAAACUAGGUUUAGCUCUCUAGAGCAUCUAAUAUAGAGGGGCUGAUGAAACGGAUAAACUUCACUAUUCUGAUCAGGCUGUUGAAUACGGAAAAACUCCUUUAGGUUGUAGAGAUUCUGGAUCUCACAAUAAUUGGUGGCCACCUACAACUUCAUGGGGGAUCAGAAAUCUGAGGAGAGCUGAGAAGACAGGAUUUCCUCCCCCACUCCCCUCAAAUUCAUGGAUAGCCCUAACAAUUUCUGCCGCCUCUGUGGCACAGUCUUGCGUGGAAACCAUCGGCGAUGGCUGUUUGGCCGCAGCGGAGGCAGUUCCCGUCCCGACCUGUUGGUGGUGCUGUCGUACGUGCUCAGCCGAGAGCUGCCCCUCCGUGGUGAUGGCCAUGGGGAGUUCUUGUGUGGGAAAUGUGCACAGGCCUUGAGCCGGGUGUACCGCUUCGACACUGUCAUUGCCCGGGUGCAAGCCCUCUCCAUUGACCGCCUCCAGCGCCUUCUCUCGGAAAAAGACCAGCUGGCCCGCUCCCUGCGCUACAUUCAUGCCCGGCGGUUCCCAGAUGACAAUGACUACUCCGUGUCCUAUGAAGGUCAAGAGAUCUCGGCCAGCAUCGCUGAUCUGCCACAUGUGCGUUACCAGCGGCUACUUCAGGACGACAUGGCUCUCUCCGAAUACGAGUGCUGGGCGAACGAUAAUGACAGCAGCCGGCCAGGCACGCCAUGCCGGAACCGCCAGUGCCGUAGCUGCCAUGGGCUCCGGGUGGAGGACGCCGAUUAUGAGUGGGUGUGCCACACCCCAAGGAAACUGGGGAUGUUGUCUCCGAUCUUCCCCCUCUGCCGGGACAAGUCUCGGAGCAUGCCCACUGUCCACCAUGCUGGCUCCCAGAUGUCCCUCCGGUCCCAGAGCCUGGGCGACGCCGAGUCGUGUUCAAUGCUGUCGUUGGACACUUUGCCAGAACUGGAUUCCACCUGGGAAGCUCUGAGGGCGCUGAGGGGCAUUGGAAGGAAGCGGUUGAGAGUGCCAGAGGGCAGCAAGAUUCCAGUGCUGGCGGGGAAGAGGCACAUGUCCACACCCCGCAGGGAAAGCCCACUGGGAGAGGAGGUGUAUGAAGACAUGGCGGAUGAGUUUAUGCCACUGGAGUUAAAGCUCCAAGCUCAGCAGAUACAGCACCAGGACCUCCAAGGGGCCUUUAAGAACCUGAAGGAACGUCUGGAGGCAGCCGAGGAGGAGCUCAGGAACUUCCAGGGGAAGCAGGGAGAGGCCUCAAGUCAGGAGGCUGGAAUUCCACUGGAGAAGGCGGUGAGCAGCAGCCAAGAGCGGCUGAUUCGGCAGCUGACAAGGUGUUUGCAGAGCAAGGAGGGGGUGUUGCAGGACUGUCUGGUCAUGUUGCAGUCCCUUGGAGCUCCAGGGGUGAAGCCCUCUGGGUUGGAAGCCAUGAUAAAGCAAAUGGCCCAGCGCCUGAAGAAGAGAGACCAAAUUUUAGAGAAGACCCUGUCCAGCCAUUUUUUGGUACUGGAAUCUCUGCACAGAGAACUGAGGCACCUUCAGGAGGCGCUGAAGGAUAAAGACACUGACUUGGCAAGACUAAACACUGCACUCCGCACGGGCGAGGAGACCCUGCAUGCUUUGCGUGAGGUGCUACACCAGAAUGAUCAGGAGAUCCAGCGUCUGGAAUCCCUCUAUGCCUCCACUCGUGACUCCUGGCAACAGCACGACCAGACUCUCCUCCUGGCUCUGACAGACAAGGACGCCUUAAUCAAAGCCCUGCAGGAGGCACUGACCAGCAGCACCAAGGAUGUGGAGGCCCUUGCAAAUUCUCUCAGCAGCCCAGACUUUGCUCCAGGGCUGCUUCAGCGCAUCCAGGAGAAAGAAGACUUGCUGAUCCAGGCCUUGGCUGAGCAGGAGCGGAUCAGAGCCCUGUGGCAGCAACGCUUGCAGGUGAUGGAGGACGCGGCUGCUGCCAGGGAACAGGAGCUGCAGGAGCAGCUGCGUCGGCAUUCCCAAGAUGCCCUGCAACGGGCACAGGAAAUGGGAAUGUUGCGCAGGUGCCUGGCUCAAGCAGAGACAGAAUUGGCCCAGGGGGCUCUGGCACUGGAGGAGUGUCGCUCAGAACUGGCCCAGCUUCGGGAGGCGGAAGAUGAAAAGGACCAGGCCUUGGAGAAGGUUCUGCAGGAGGUGGAAGAGAAGGACCGGAUUCUGCAGAAGUUGCAGGAGCGCUGGCUGAAGAGGACGAAGCCAAUGCUGAGUGGCAAAGUUUCAGGUCAGCCUCUCCUGCCUCUCACCUGACCCCAGGAGUUCCAAAAGUCAAAUGAUGCUGUAGAGAAUGAACUGGAACUCUAUCCACAGAGGCAUUGCAGAAGACCAGAAGAGGCGGUUGGUUGUGUCAGAUGUGGGUAGGGCAGGGUAAGCUGCUGGCUAGGCUACUUCUGGUGUGGGGAGCUACCCUAAAGUAUCAAUGCUGCUUGAUGAUGGUUGUGUAUCCAGUGGGGAGUGGGACACUACAGGCUUUUGCAGGGGCUGCUGGAGAACCAGUUGCAGAGGGCAAAAGCUAUCUCCUUUCCUGAAAUAAAGUGUUCUACCACAGUA